This is a messenger RNA of Etheostoma cragini (Arkansas darter), 1473 nucleotides long. RefSeq names its product vascular cell adhesion protein 1-like. Lineage: Eukaryota; Metazoa; Chordata; Actinopteri; Perciformes; Percidae. Gene Ontology annotation, cellular component: membrane. Gene Ontology annotation, biological process: cell-cell adhesion. Bases 214 to 1320 code for a protein of 368 amino acids. The record is from RefSeq and is a predicted model, not a curated record. Gene Ontology annotation, molecular function: integrin binding. The transcript has 7 exons.
CCAAAGCAAAGGAAUCGCCUGAUCAUCAGCUACAGACACACUCAAAAAAAAGCAUGUGCAUACACUCCCACACACCCAUAAAAACCUAAAGUACCCCAUGUGUUUUCUCAGAAGACGCAGGCCGGGUCACAGCCAGCAUCGCACAGCCAGUAACUGGUGUAGAGAGACGUUGUUUCAGCAGGCAGUAUUUUGAGCCAGGGAACCUGAUGAAGGAUGUGUGCGUAUGGACAGCCAAUCACGCUUCUGCUAUUUUGCCUGUUCGGGUCAGCUACCUCAUCUCCUGUUUCCAUGCACACAUCUGCUCCACCUUUUUUGUCACAAAUUUCACCUCCCUCUCUGACAAUCCUGGCACCUCCACCGUCUCCUUCUCUCAGUAGCCCACCACCCACACCUUCCCUCACCAGCAACUCUGGAGAGUCAGCAGAAAAGGUCCGCUGCCCUCUGACGAUGUCACCCUCCACUCUGGUGGUCAGGUUUGGCGAUCCAGUCACAGCUAACUGCUCUGUAGCAAGGAUGGAUUUCUCUGGUCUUGGUUGGGAAGUCUCGCUGGGACCUCCUAAACUCAGUAUGAAUUCUUUUGUGGUCUGGAGUGUGGACAGGAUGACUGAGUGGAAUGAAAAGCCUGCGUGCUUUGCACUAACCAACCAUGGAGGCCAAUGUCACGUCAAUCUCCCUCUAACGGUCUACAAACCUCCAGACAGUGUGUCCUUCAGCUUUGUUAAUCAAACUGGGCCGAUGUUUGAGGGGCAUCAGUACACCCUGCAGUGUACAGUAGAGGACGUUGCUCCUGUUGAAAACCUCAUUGUGACGUUCUACAGAGGACAGACAGCGCUGGGCAAACCUCAGUCCAUCAACAACACAGAGAAGAAACCAGUGACUGAGGACUUCACUUUAAACAUCACACCCAGUAAGGAAGAUGAUGGAGUCCAGUACUGGUGUGAAGCAAAGCUUGAACUGGGACCUGCAGGAAUUCAGGAUCCUCCAGUGGUGAGGUCAGAAAAACUCACUGCCCAUGUCCUCUUUGGUCCACAAAUCUUGUGUCCUACAAAGCUGCAGGUGACAGAGGGAGAGCACCUCAGCUGUGAGGUGAGAGGAAACCCUCCACCGUUAGUCACCUGGUUCAGAGAAGGGCAGGUGGUUGCCCUGCCCACCAACUCGGCCAGAAAGGAUGCUGGGAAAUACACAGUCUCAGCAAAAGGACAAUUUGGACUGAAAAACUUUACAGUGGAGGUGGAGGUCCUUGCUGGCAGUGGAACUACAAACAGCUGCAGACAUUUCCUGUUGGCCUGCCUGCUUAUUCAGAUGAUUAACUGUCUCUGAAAGAUCCUAAAAGAACUCAACGUGAUUCUUCUUUCCAUGCUGUUUGGAUGAAUGGACUGUGCUGUGAGAAAUGACUCACAAAGCCUGGUUUGCUUGUGUCACAGUUUUGCAUUAGAGUCUUUUUGUGGAACUUUGAGAGCUCCUGUACAGACU